CAGUGUGACUCCGCUCUUCCACUCACCUUUCUUUCCGCACUCGGUUUUCUAUUUACUCAUUUCCUGCACUUGAGUUAUAAUUUUUCCCUCUUUAUAUGGAGUUAUUUAUCAUUCGGUUGAAUUUUCAAUCAAAAUGUACCCCUGAAAACUUUGAUAAAUAAACGCGUUUGUAAAUAAACAGCCCCGCGCUGUUAUCAUGGUUUUAUGUUUGGACAUGGUUCCUCCAGAGUCUGCGUUGUACACACCCACUUUUAAGGAUUUUGCUUCUUUCGUUUUCAUUUCCCGGAAGGUUGAGUUUUGUCCGACAUUAUUAUUCAACUUCCAUGUACAAAAAAUGGAUUUUGGGCAGAUGUGACCACACGUUUGUCCAAUUUACUGGGUUGUAAGUGUAUUCGCUUACAAAGAAAUAACUCGUUUUUUUCUGCAGCCGAAGAUAUAAGUGACUUCUUUCAUGGCGAGCACUUCCCCGUCACCUCAGAUAAAGCAAGAAAACAAUGCAAAAAGCCUGUCAUCUGCACAGGAGACGCAAAGCAGUCUUCCUCCAAAUGUGCGUCACUCCCCCCAGAAUCAGGAUCCAGUGGUCAGCCCACCCACUAAUGAGGACCUGUGGCAUCUACCUGGACGCCUCAGAAUCAACCCAUCUCUGUGGGAUAAAGAGGAUGUAGCCCACUGGCUCCACUGGGCUCAUAAGGAGUACUCACUGCAACGUGCAGAAAAGACCCGCUUUGAGAUGAAUGGAAGAGCUUUGUGUCUUCUCACCAAAGAGGACUUCAGACGACGCUGCCCCAGUUCAGGUGACGUUCUGUAUGAGAUUCUUCAGUGUGUGAAGCAACACAGGAGAAGUGUUGUCUGUGAGACCCCUAAAGUGGGGACAUCUGGGAGUGAAAUCAGCUGCCAGGUGCCUCCCGGGUCACUUCCAGAGCAACAGUCUUUGACAGUCAGAGACACCUCAGUUUCCGCUCUCGCCACCUCUGCAGUUUCUGCAGCUUUCACAGCCACCGUGAGCAGCCCAACGGAGACGCUGCUCCCACCCAGGAAUCACCUGACCCUGGUGUCAUACUCUGUCUUCCCCGCAUUCAGCAAUGGAUCAGCUGUGGUCUCUGUUGCCCCCAACAAUCAACUUCUAUGUCUGCCACAAACAGAAAGCUCCCCUCAAGAGCCUCUUAAUCUGUCCAGCCGAGAAAGGCCAAGGAGUCCGCUGCACAAAGCCAACGGCCGCAUCCCAAAGUGCAGAUUACUUUGGGACUACGUGUACCAGUUAUUGUGCGAUGACCGCUAUCGAGACUACAUCCGGUGGGAAGACGAGGACAGCCUGAUAUUCAGGGUGGUCGACCCCAACGGAUUAGCUCGUCUCUGGGGGAACCACAAGAACAGAGAGAACAUGACCUAUGAGAAAAUGUCCCGUGCUCUACGACACUACUACAAGCUGAACAUCAUCAAAAAGGAGCGAGGACAAAAACUCCUCUUCAGGUUUCUGAAACUGCCGCAGGACAUCCGGGAACAGCAGGGGGAGGCUGCUGUAUCCCCGGAUCGCACUCCACCUCCAGAUGAGUUGAGUGACGAUCAUUUCGAGGUUUCGCCCGAUCGGUCUUCUCCACAGCCUCCCACAAGCGCUCCAGUAACAUAGAAAAAUCAUGGAAAAGUUUGAUGCAAAUUGUGUGUAAAUAUAAUUAUAUUUGCUUUUUGCGUGAGUGUGAUCCAGCUAAACACUAAGAGAUGAUAAAAAAGGUGCAGCUAUGCAGCGAACUAAUCAUGUGAACUUUAAUUUAACACACUUGCCUUACCUAAUUUCAAUACAGAUGCAAUUUUUUGGUUCACAGCCUACAAUUAUACAAAUCUUUCAAUAUGCAUGGGGGCAUGAUGUUGGACUGCUUCACUUCUACAGAAAUGAGUACGGGAUAAAAGGAAUCAAGCAGGCAUAGCUGUGUUUGCACAAAACAGUUUGAUUUUUUUUAAAUAACAUUUUUAUUUUUCUAAUGCUAAGCUAUUUUAUGUUUUUUAUGGUUUCUCUCUGCUUUUGAAAUUAAAUAUUUUUAAAUAUCAAACAAAAUGAGUAUUUUUUAUUUUAACAAGUAGACUGAAAUGUCACCAAAAAUGCGUCAAUAUAAACCAAGAAA
Messenger RNA from Oryzias melastigma (Indian medaka), 2117 nucleotides. RefSeq names its product ETS variant transcription factor 7 (gene etv7). The record is from RefSeq and is a predicted model, not a curated record. NCBI's taxonomy places the organism in Eukaryota, Metazoa, Chordata, Actinopteri, Beloniformes, Adrianichthyidae. The transcript has 9 exons. Gene Ontology annotation, cellular component: nucleus. Gene Ontology annotation, biological process: cell differentiation; regulation of transcription by RNA polymerase II. The coding region runs from base 452 to 1627 and encodes 391 amino acids. Gene Ontology annotation, molecular function: DNA-binding transcription factor activity, RNA polymerase II-specific; sequence-specific DNA binding.